AAAUUUUUACCUGCCAUGCGUGCAAAGCCUGAUAAACCACAAGGCGAUUGCAAGGCUCGGCCUGGGUUUUUGUGCCUCGGAAAUGGGAUCAAUAUGGAGAACCACCAGAGCUCUUUGCUCACCUCACCAUAGCUCUAGGAUAGGACGUUUGAGAAUGUCCACCCAAGAGUUACUGAAAGUGGACAUAAUCAAUGAAAAGCAAGGCGUUGGCGAGAUCUGCAUGCAAAAGAGCCCGGUGAACAGCCUGGACCGGGCCAUGCUGGCUGGCCUGGUAGACAGCAUCUCUCGCCUUGAACGUGAUGGCUGCCGUGCCCUGCUCAUCACCUCGGGCGUGCGUGGUAUCUUUUCGGCCGGCCUCAACCUCCUGGACCUGUACGACCAGCAGAAGGAGGACCUGCUGCAGUACUGGGGCAUGGUGCAGGAGAUGUUCCUCCGGCUCUACGGCACCAGCAUGCUCACCGUCGCCUGCAUUACGGGGGCGGCGCCGGCGGCCGGCUGCCUCAUCUCGACGUCCUGCGACUACAGGCUGAUGCUGGACCAGCCGAAGACAGUGAUCGGGCUGAACGAGAGCCUCGUGGGCCUGCCCGUGCCCGACUGGAUGCGAAUGAACUUCUGCGACGUGGUGGGGCGGCGCCAGACCGACCUGGCGUUGCAGAUGGGGCUGCUGUUCCCUGCGCGCGACGCCCUGCGGAUUGGCCUCGUCGACCAGGUGGCUGACUCGCCGGAGCAGCUGCGCGAGGCGGCGCUGCAGCGGGUGGCACAGUUUCUCAAGGUGCCCGAUGAAGGCCGCGUGCCUUCGAAGCGGAUAUCGACAGAGCCGCUGCUUUCGUAUCUGUCCGGUAGACGGCAGAAGGACGCAGAACUGUUUGUGACCAGCUUGUCCCAGGAGAGUGUACAGGCCGUCAUGGGGAAGUACCUGGAGGCCCUGCGCAACAAGAAGGCCUGAUGCUCUGGGCGAAUGCAUGCAGUCGCUUGUCGCCUGGCAGGUCAUUUUCACCUGCAGUCGGAUAAGGAGG
Pollicipes pollicipes is the source of this 1016-nucleotide messenger RNA. Its product is annotated as enoyl-CoA delta isomerase 1, mitochondrial. Gene Ontology annotation, biological process: fatty acid beta-oxidation. NCBI's taxonomy places the organism in Eukaryota, Metazoa, Arthropoda, Thecostraca, Pollicipedomorpha, Pollicipedidae. The transcript is spliced from 7 exons. Gene Ontology annotation, cellular component: mitochondrion. The coding region runs from base 83 to 946 and encodes 287 amino acids. Gene Ontology annotation, molecular function: catalytic activity. The record is from RefSeq and is a predicted model, not a curated record.